This is a messenger RNA of Enterobius vermicularis (human pinworm), 987 nucleotides long. NCBI's taxonomy places the organism in Eukaryota, Metazoa, Nematoda, Chromadorea, Rhabditida, Oxyuridae. The record is from the annotation of a GenBank genome assembly.
AUGUGCAUUGACUGGCUCAGAACUAUUAUUAGUGUAGUUACUGAACGUUCAGUUCGUCGACUCAUCUUUAGGGCUUUCCGUAGCAGAUGACACAAUAUGUGUCAGAAUUUGAAUGAAUUAACAGCCUGCUGCAUUGCUGAACCUGACGGAGGUGGUAGAUACGUUACCUGCGCUAGACCUGCAUCGGGUAUACCGUUAGACGAUAAAUUACGUGAGAUGAGUGUGUUAAAGAGGUUUCCGUUCGUUUACAAUAGCUUGCGUCGGCAUUAUUAUGUCUGUCUCUACCAUCGGCGGAUAGUUCAUUUUGAACCCAGAAUGAGGAGGAACGAAGUCUGGGGGAAACGAAAUUUUUCUAAGUACGAACGUGAUUUGACUCCUACUGACGAGGAGAAACAGGAGAUGCAAGAUGAUCCGUUAUUAAAGCUUGGAGAGGCCCUUCCUAAGUUUAAACGUUCAAAUGCUUAUCGACGAGAGAUGGAAGAAAAAGAAAGAUUAGACCAACAGAAGAGGAAAAGAGUUGAUAUUACAGAAAAUUCUGGCAGUGAAGAAAGCUUUGAUGGUGAUGACGAACACACCAAGCGUUCUGCUAAGAGUGUAGCAAUUAAUCAGUCGUCGUCUUCUGAAUUUGUAUCUAGUAAAGGAAACAAGAAGGAAAAACCGAAAAAGGCUCUCAGGGAUUUAAAGAAUUCAAAAAAUGAUGAAGAGGUCAUAGAAAGUAUUGAUCCUGCUAUCCCGUAUGAAGUUCCAAUGAAAAAUUUAUCUUCUAGUACGCUAAGGAGAUACAAAAAAGCUUUCCAGUUACCCCACAGGUCAGGGACUAACACGAAACCUCAGCUCCUAGAAGGCAUUAAUGAACAUUUGUCAUCGAUCCAGGUGCCACCGCACGAAAUCAUCGCUCAGUUCCUGUACAGCUGUAAAAUGCGUAGAAAUAAAUUGGAUUAUCCGUCAGUUGCUGAUGCUACAGAAACUGUGCCUGGACAUUUCUAG